UCUUUCUCUCGCUCCUUUCAUCGCUCUCUCUUUCAUUAUUUUGCUAUAUGGGGAAGCCCUCGCGAUUGAGCGGACGCCGCACAGCCAGGUUCGCAAUGCACCGCAACUCCCCCAUCGCUGCCGCCUCCUCGCCGCCGGACGCCAGCGACGCCGGCCGACGCUGCCUGACCGCCCUCCUUGUCAUCGCCGCCGUCACCUUUCCCAGCGUCGUCCUCUACCGCUCCGCCUCUCCGUUCGUGCCCCGACAGCCCUCCGUCCGGUGGGAUCCCGCCCCCGCCCUUGUCAUCCCCGACAUCGACAAGCCUAUCGACUCCGUCGAUUUGGAUAGUGAGGAUGUUAGGCUUGAGAGAGUUCUGAAGGAGGCAGCCAUGGAAGAUAAAACAGUAAUCUUGACCACCUUGAAUGCUGCAUGGGCUUCUUCUGGAUCAAUUAUUGAUCUCUUCAUUGAGAGUUUCCGGCUUGGUGAUGGUACACGUAAACUUCUGAACCACUUGGUGAUAAUUGCGUUGGACCGGAUGGCAUACAUGCGAUGCAUGUUUAUACACUUCCAUUGCUUUGCCCUCAUCACCGAUGGAGUGGAUUUCUCAGCAGAGAAGCGUUUUAUGACUGCCGGAUAUUUGAACAUGAUGUGGAGAAGGAUAGAGUUUUUAGGAGUAGUCCUUGAGAAGGGAUACAACUUCAUUUUCUCGGAUGCAGAUAUCAUGUGGUUCCGGGAUCCGUCGCCACAAUUUUAUCCAGAUGGAGAUUUUCAGAUAGCUUGUGAUCACUACACGGGUGAUGCCACUGAUCUAGAGAACAGGCCUAAUGGGGGAUUCAACUAUGUAAAGUCUAACAACCGAAGUAUAGAAUUUUAUAAGUUUUGGUACUCAUCACGGGAGAAACAUCCAGGUUUGCAUGACCAGGAUGUGCUUAAUUUUAUUAAGUAUGACCCAUUCCUCACAGAAAUAGGAGUGAGAAUUAGAUUUUUGAGUACUGCUUAUUUUGGUGGGAUUUGUGAGCCAAGCAAAGAUUUAAGUAAAGUUUGUACCAUGCAUGCAAACUGUUGUAUUGGUUUGGGCAGCAAAAUUCAUGAUUUAAGAAUUAUGCUUGAUGAUUGGAGAAACUAUAUGUCACUGCCACCAAACAUAAAGAGAUUUCGCCUGUACUCAUGGAGGGUGCCACAAAAUUGCAGUCUAGCUGAAAUAUGAACAAAUUUUCUAGGAGAAGAUUGAUAGAUGAUGUGCGGCUGUAAAUUAUUUACUCAUGUUCCAAUCUAUCACUUUUUUAGAGAGAAUUCAUUGAUGAUGUGGUAGAAAGACGCCACUUUUUUGUGGAAUUUUGCAAGAUUACAUAUUUCCUUGGUCUUUGCCUACAUGAAUACUUGAUUGGCGAAACCGGAGACUGGAGAAUUAUCAAAAAUAGGACAGCAGAAGAGGGGAACUACUGAAUCCAGCGGCUUGAGCAUACACGGGAAAGUUUUGCUCUAAUCAGACAUGUAUACUCCUUGCCAAUAUUUGUAUAUCUGUAGAUUUUUAUAUAUUAGUUACGACUGAUCGAGUCUAUAGAAUCAUUCAUUUCCUUUUGCUGGUGAUGCAGUUCCUAUUUGUUGCUCAAUUAUCAUUGCUGAUUCUGUUUGAAUUUGGAGAAGAAUACCUCCAUGUAAAUACUCUUAACAAGCAUGUCAUCCAGCAAAUUUGGAUUGGAUUUGGCUAGUAAAUACUGUAUCAUUCA
This is a messenger RNA of Elaeis guineensis (African oil palm), 1710 nucleotides long. The record is from RefSeq and is a predicted model, not a curated record. Lineage: Eukaryota; Viridiplantae; Streptophyta; Magnoliopsida; Arecales; Arecaceae.